This is a messenger RNA of Melanaphis sacchari, 2299 nucleotides long. Its product is annotated as glypican-6-like. The transcript has 8 exons. NCBI's taxonomy places the organism in Eukaryota, Metazoa, Arthropoda, Insecta, Hemiptera, Aphididae. The coding region runs from base 1 to 2109 and encodes 702 amino acids. The record is from RefSeq and is a predicted model, not a curated record. Gene Ontology annotation, biological process: regulation of protein localization to membrane; cell migration; regulation of signal transduction. Gene Ontology annotation, cellular component: cell surface; synapse; plasma membrane.
AUGGACCGCAGCCUUUGGUCGUUCGUAGUCGUCCUGUGCCUGGCGCAGGCGGCUAUCGCCAGCACGCCUUCUUCGUGCUACCGGACUUCCAAUUACUUCCGAACGCAUUUCAACGACACCAGAUAUGUGUUAGAACAACCAGCUACAUCAAACGCUUUCUUGCAAGUGUGCGGGAAAUCACAAGAGACGUGUUGUCACGAAAACUCUGAACCGCAACUGGUGACCGUUGGUAGAAAUAUGUACGACGAUAAACUACAGACUUCAUUAAAAACCCUAAGCGGAAUGUACAAAGAGAAAGCUGCGAAAUUCGAUGAAUACUUUAGAGAUAUGCUGAACAAGGCCAGAAUGGGUUUUCACGACAUGUUCAAAAAGACGUAUGGAAUGAUGUACGAACAGAACUCGUACCUGUUCCAGGAUCUGUUCCGGGACCUGGAAAAGUAUUACGACGCGGGCAACACGAACAUCGUUGAGGUGUUGGAAAACUUCUUCUCCGUACUAUGUCAGAAAAUGUUCACAGUCAUGAACAGCCAAUUUGCGUUCGACGCUAAGUAUUUGGUGUGCGUUAGUGAGAGUAUGUCAGAGGUAGCGCCCUUUGGCGACGUGCCCGACAAACUUUCGGCACCGCUGAAAAGAUCAUUUGUCGCUUCCAGAACGUACGUACAGGCCCUGAAAAUAGCCAGUGAUAUUUUGGCCAACAUCAACAAGAUGGCGCCCACCCAAGAAUGUUUAGUUGGCUUCACCAGAAUGACCCAAUGUCCAGCUUGUAGAGGAUUGCAAGACAGCAAAGCAUGUAACGGAUAUUGUCUGAACGUUAUGAAGGGAUGUCUGGCGUACCACUCGCAGCUUGAUCAAGAUUGGAACGCGUUUUUAGAUAUCAUGGAGAAGGUGAAAAAACGUCUGUUAGGGCCGUUCAACAUCGAACUGGUUGUUAUACCGAUCAAUGUAAAGAUAUCUGAAGGCAUAAUGAACUUUCAAGAAAACUCUCAAAAAGUUUCUCAAAAGGUAUUCGCCAACUGCGGUAAACCUACGUUGGGGCCAUCGCGUCGGCGCCGUCGCCGCGAUGUAUACAACAUCGACGACUACUAUGACUACCAACAAGGACGUGUGAUGAAUGACGGCAAAAACAAAGACGCCGGUAAAGCCAACGAGGACGGCGAGGACGAUGUGGAAGACGACGACGAUGAGGAUGAUGAAGACGACGAAUAUGAUGACGUGAAACCGGCAGUGCCACCUCAAGUCAGAAAUGAAAAAAAAGAAAACGUUCCGGAAGAGAGUGGCGAACGAAAGAAACAGCAGCAACAGCAAAGGAAGAACAAAAACAACAAUGGCCCGAAAAACGGUGCCAGCGGUGGAGGAAAUAAGAACAGAAAAAAAAAUAACAAGAACAACGGUCUCGAAGACGAGGAAGAAGACCAAGGAGGUCCUGCGUUUGCGUUCCACAGACUGCUCAAAGACAUUGGCACCCACGUGUCGUCUACAAAAAACUUCUGGAAGAGAUUGCCGUACGAGGUUUGCAACAAUGAGGUAGCUGUGAUCGAGACUGUUCAGAACACCAGUUGCUGGAAUGGAUCUGCGUUGGCCAGUUACGCCAAGGAGGUAAUGAAAGACGGCAUAAAAAACCAGAAGAGGAAUCCCGAGGUGCCGGUGGACGUGACGCGUCCGAGUAGCCUGCUCAACGAACAGGUGUUUGCGCUCAAAGCCCUGACCAACCUGCUGAAAAACGCGUACCAGGGACUGGACGUGGAGUGGGACAUGGAGGAAGUGUUCCACGGCGGCGAGUCGAGCGGCGCCGGCCCGAUAGCGUCGUCGGGCGACGGUUCCGGGGACGAGGACGAGGACUCCGUCAGCGUUCACGCGUCCUCAUCGUCUCCGCCGCCGCCGCAGCCGCCAGCGGGCGGAAGCGGUCCGGCCACGACGGCCGUCAACGCGGCCGGUACGACGACGCCCUCGCCGACGCGAACGGCGACGGAUCCGUCGGACGGCGGCACGGGGUCCGGAUCGAGCGCGGGCCACAAGGCCAAACCGACGCUCCAAAAGGCGCUGGCCACGUACCUGUUGCCGGUGGUAGCCGUCUGGUUCGGCGGUUCGUUCCUCGAGUGGAUUCUGUGAACGGGCUAAAGGAAAAUGUUGUCCGUCGCGGUUUUCCACAUUUUAUUAUUAUUAUUAUUUUUUUUUUUUUUAACUCUUGUCGUUUUCGAACGGUGCCAUAAAAGAACAAAAAAAAAAAAAAAAUCUACAAAAAACGUUCAACGCGUGUGUUUGACUGUGAUAAUUUUUUUUUUUUCGUGUACAAAAAAAA